AUGCCUCCCACCAAAAACGACUACCUAAUCCGCACCCCGGUGCACCGCACCCUCACCCAGGCCGAAGCACAACGCCUCCGCCGCGACACCCGCGCCGCGCACCUGGCCUACGCGCGGCCGCUGAUCGACGCCGGGGUGUUGGUGUGGGGCGGUCCGUCGCUGGCCCGGCAUCUUGCGGAUGGUGAGGAGGAAGAGGUGACGGGCAGUGUGAUGUGCGUUCGAACGGAGAGCGCGGAGGAGGUGAGGCGGUUGGUUGCGGGGGAUCCGUUUGCCGAGUGUGGGUUGUGGGAUGUAGGUGGUGCCGUGGUGGUGGCGAUGAGGUGUGUUGUUGGUGGUGGUUGUGGUUGUGGUUAGGGGUUGGAUGUUAU
Molecule: messenger RNA, 368 nt
Organism: Aspergillus fijiensis CBS 313.89
Lineage: Eukaryota; Fungi; Ascomycota; Eurotiomycetes; Eurotiales; Aspergillaceae
Exons: 1
Coding region: 1-354 (117 amino acids)
Source: RefSeq, a predicted model, not a curated record